GGUAGCCCCUUCCUCCCCUCUCUCUCCCUGGUGCCGCUGGGACUAGGGCGGGGCAGAGCCAGGAGGAUCGGACACGGGCCGAGGGAAUUCGAGCUUCGCAGAUCCUGGAGCAGUGUCUCCUAAAAUGUAGCAAAGUGGGGCCUUAGCUUCAUUGGGAAUUUGCACCGAUUCCAGCAAUUGAUGAACCAGCCAUCCACCAAUAUAGCUUGGAGUUGGGUUUGCUUACUUGGCAGCAAUUGAGUGUACCGGUCUCCUUGUCAUGGCAACCAUUGUCCCGGAAAAACUUACCCGCCUUUUCAUUAAUGUGCAGCAGCUUUGGCAGGUCCCCAGGCUGCUGGAAAUGGCGUUCCCCUCGCCUCCCUGCACUGUGGGCACCUCAGAUGUGCCUAAGGUCUUCUGGAAACCCUACAUUCACACCGGCUACAGACCCCUCAACCGGACCUGGAAGUAUUACUUCUUGACGCUUUUCCAGCAGCACAACGAAGCUGUCAACGUCUGGACUCACCUCGUGGCUGCUCUGAUCCUGCUUCUGAGGUUCCAGCGGCUUUCCCAGACGGUGGAUUUUGUGAGCGAUCCUCAUGCCCAUCCCCUGUUCAUCAUUGUCAUUGCUUCUAUCACCUACCUAACCUUCAGCUCCCUGGCUCACCUCCUCCAGGCCAAAUCAGAGUUCUGGCAUUAUAGCUUUUUUUUCAUGGACUAUGUGGGAGUAGCCAUUUACCAGUACAGCAGUGCCUUGGUGCAUUAUUACUAUACCAUUGAGCCAGACUGGCAUGCAAGGAUCAUGGGGUUUUACAUGCCAGGAGCUGUUUUGCUAGCGUGGUUAUCCUGUGCAGGUUCCUGUUAUGCUAAAUAUAGAUACCACCAACUUCCUCGCCAUCUGAGCAGGCUGUGUCAGGAAAUGCCCUUGGGUCUGGCGUAUGCUCUAGAUAUUAGCCCAGUAAUUCACCGGCUCUAUACAGCUCAGCCCUCCGAGCAGGCGGAUCCAGCCCUUUUAUACCACAAAUGCCAGGUGUUGUUUUUCCUUAUCGGUGCUUUUUUCUUCUCAUACCCUUAUCCAGAGAAAUGGUUUCCUGGGAAAUGUCACUUCUUUGGGCAGGGGCAUCAAAUCUUCCACGUGUUUCUGGUGCUGUGCACCCUGGCCCAGGUGCAGGCGGUGGCUCUGGACUAUGAGUCAAGAAGGGAGAUUUACACCAGUCUGCACGGUGACCAGACUCACAAUUUCUCUGCCCUGUGCUUCUUCACCAUAGCCUGCUGCCUCCUCACUGCCGCUUACAUGACCAGCAAAGUGAAGUGCAAACUGAACUGCAAAGGAGAAUGAAAGCUGUGGAGGGGAAGCUCCUGAUCUCUCCGAACCUGGCUGUUUGAGGGGAUGCCACCAUAACAAUCUGGCUGUGGACUGUAUUUUAAAGAGUGAUGGAAUGCUUGGAAAUGUGCUAUUGUUAAGUGAUCUGCAAAGGGAAAAUGCUGGGAGUUUGUGCUCUUUGGGGUUUUUUAUGAUGUAUAAAGAAGACCUGGAAAGGUGUAUGUGUGUAUAAGUGUUAAAACAUUUUCUUUUUCUACUUAUUUUCUGCCUUAGAAAUUCAGGUCCUGUCUUUAGAAGGCCUCAAUGAAGAGCUGGGAGCAACGCUCUCUUUGCUAAAUAUGCCUCCUGCUGCCCUGGCAUCUAUGGGCUGAGAAAGCUGACUUGCACAGCUGAGAUCCUAAGUGAGUCUUCUAGCAAAACCAGGCGUGGCCAGCUCUGACAUUCCUGAUAUUUCUCAGGCAGAAGUUAAGACAGAAAAAACAAGUCCAGCUUGUCUUUACAUUUUGCAGAGAAGCAAACAAGGGGACAAGACAAACAUUUUUUUUCUGUUCAGGUCACAGUAACUUUACAUGGCACUUUACACACAGAGAAAGACAUGUGGCCUGCCCUUAUCAUCUAAAUAAGACAAGAUACACUGAAGACAAGGCCCUGUCAGGAGAGAGGAGGAGGUUAUCAGUAAUGAUGAAGAGGAGAAGGGAGGAAGGAUAGCUGGAAGAAAUGGGUUUCUAAGUGGGAUCUGAAGGAGGAAAGAGGCCAGUUGGCCACUGAGAAGAGGGAAGCUUUGUCUAUACUGGCCCUGUACCCCUAAAAAUUCCUUCUGUUGCUACCACUGGUGCAGUUCCAUUGCAGGUAACAAUAAUGUGAGUGCUACUGUAAACGAAAUACCGGUGUUUUAACCACUGUGUCUUGCAGACCUGAUCUGGGUGAUAAAAACACCGGUGGCCAGUCUGUACUACAGCUGCCACCACUGUCACUACACCAGCGUUGGCAACAGUGGUAAAGAGAGAGACACUCCUGUAAACAUAGCCAGAGUGUGUCCCAGGCACGGGGGCGCAUGAAUGCAGAGGUGAAUCUGCGGGUGGGAAAAGGAGCAGAAGGAAGGGGACAUGCGAGCAGUGAGAGAUAGGUGGGGGGCAAGAUUGGUGAGUACAAGGAGCCUAGAUUCGAUGUGGCCAGAGAUGGGAAAGAUUCAAGAUUGGGGGGGGGCUGGGCUGAAGCAGCUGGAGUGUGGUGGAGGGCAGGAAGAUGACUUUAGCAGCAGCUUUGGGGACAGACUAGUGAGGAGAAGAUGAUUGUGUUCAAGGGAAGGGGGAUUUAGCUGGGGGUGUGGGCUGCAGCAGCUGGGAUAAUGAAAAAGGGCCGAUGUUAGUGACGAAGCAGUGAUUGAGAUUUAGCAAGAAUUUGGCUAUGGAGGAGAAAGAAAGCCGAGGCAAAGAUGAUCCAAGAUUCUGGCCUGGGAGGUGGGAAGGACAGUGGGGGAGGUGGGGUGAACAGAAAAGUUUAAAACGACUGAUUUGAAUCUAGACUUAAUUUUGGUUCUAAAAUUGGUUCCAGUUCCUGCCAGGACCUGAUCUCAUUCCACCCCCUCCUCCCGGUUUCUCUUUCCUCUGGUGCCCUCACUGAUCUAGACUAAGGCCUUGUCCACAGUGACGAAAUUGACCCAGUCCUGAAAUGGCUUUCUCACUCUGUCCAGUCUGGAAGGGUUUCAGGAACCUGGCUACUUCGGCUGCUCCCGAAGAUGGUUUUCAAUAACCAGGGUAAACAAUAAAUGUUCUGCCCUGUCUAAGCUGGGCUACAGCAGCCUGCAAAGCAGGUUCACCUGAAACCGUUUUGAAGAGCGGUCAUGGAAAAACGGUUUCAGAAAGCUGUCAUUUCCAGGGGCCGGAGUCUGCUGCCAUGUAAAGAAUCCAGCUGCCUGAUCCGGUUGGCGUAGUGAGGGCUGCAGGAGGAAUCAUAAACUACUCAGGGCCUAAGUCAAGUCCCGGCAAGUCAACAGUAUUUUAAAUAAAUGCAUUGGCCAUACGCAUAGUUCUUUAAAGCAACACAAAUUUCAUUGGAGAGCUCUAAUGGCUAAC
Messenger RNA from Trachemys scripta elegans, 3378 nucleotides. RefSeq names its product progestin and adipoQ receptor family member 7 (gene PAQR7). Bases 260 to 1318 code for a protein of 352 amino acids. Gene Ontology annotation, biological process: response to steroid hormone. The transcript is spliced from 3 exons. Gene Ontology annotation, cellular component: plasma membrane. Lineage: Eukaryota; Metazoa; Chordata; Testudines; Emydidae. Gene Ontology annotation, molecular function: steroid binding; nuclear steroid receptor activity. The record is from RefSeq and is a predicted model, not a curated record.